Molecule: messenger RNA, 813 nt
Organism: Miscanthus lutarioriparius
Lineage: Eukaryota; Viridiplantae; Streptophyta; Magnoliopsida; Poales; Poaceae
Source: the annotation of a GenBank genome assembly
AUGGCGGCGCCGCCUGUCCAGCCCGUGCCACCCGCCGCGGCGGCGGCGGCCGUGAACGGGGACGGGUUCCGCCUGGGUUUCGUCGGCGCGGGAAACCUGGCCGAGAGCAUCGCCCGCGGCGUGGCGGCGUCGGGCGUCCUCCCGGCCUCCGCCAUCCGCACCGCGCCCCACCGCCAGCCCCGAGCGCGGCGAGGCUUUCGCGUCCUUCGGCGCGUGCUUGCUCCAAACCAAUGCCCAGUGAAGCAGAUUCUACUUGAGCUGAGGCCACGGCUGUCAGAAGAAAAGCUUCUGGUGUCCAUUGCUGCUGGCAUCAAGAUGCAAGAUUUGCAGGAUUGGUCUGGUCAACGGCGUAUUAUUAGAGUAAUGCCCAACACCCCUUCAGCUGUUGGACAAGCUGCAUCAGUCAUGUGCUUGGGAGAGAUGGCGACUCAGGAUGAUGAAAACCGUGUAAGAAAACUGUUCAGUGCCAUUGGAAAAGUUUGGACAGCUGAAGAGAAAUAUUUUGAUGCUGUAACUGGCCUGAGUGGUAGCGGCCCGGCCUACAUUUUCUUAGCAAUAGAGGCCAUGGCUGAUGGUGGAGUUGCUGCUGGACUUCCUCGUGACCUUGCCCUUGGUCUUGCGUCUCAAACAGUUCUUGGUGCUGCAACCAUGGUCAGCCAGACAGGUAAACAUCCAGGGCAACUGAAAGACCAGGUCACUUCUCCAGCAGGGACUACCAUAGCCGGGAUUCAGGAGCUCGAGAAGGGCGCAUUUCGUGGAACGCUGAUUAGUGCUGUUGUUGCUGCCGCAAAGCGUUGCCGCGAACUGUCAUAG